UCUGCCAGGCCUCCCGGGCUGUUGUGGACUCCAGCAAGAGCCUGGGGGGUUGAAGCGCCCCGGACGCGCGGGCAGGGCCUGGCGUGACGGGGCGGCCCGGAGGGGCGAGCCCUGGGCAGCGGCGGGCGCCGGGAGGCGGUCACGUUUCGUGGGUGGCGGGGCCCCCGGUUAUUUCUGGACGCGCUUUGGUGCGCGGCGCUUUUAGCGGCUCCACGGCCCCAGCGCCCCCGGGGCCCAGUGCUGGGACCAGAAUGCCAGCCCUGCACAUCGAAGAUUUGCCCGAGAAGGAGAAGCUGAAGAUGGAAGUGGAGCAGCUACGCAAAGAAGUGAAGUUGCAGAGACAGCAGGUGUCUAAGUGUUCUGAAGAAAUAAAGAACUAUAUUGAAGAACGUUCCGGAGAGGACCCACUGGUGAAGGGAAUUCCAGAAGACAAGAAUCCUUUUAAAGAAAAAGGCAGCUGCAUUAUCUCCUGAGUAACCCUGGGGAAAACGCCUCCUCCGUGGAAGGGCCCAGAUCCCCGCAGACAACCAGCACGCCUCCACGGGGAGGAAGGGGAUGCUCGGGAUGCUGGGAGGAGGCCCUCCCCAGGCACCACAGAGAUUGCCAAAAAGCAUUCGCACUGCUCACCUUUGCUCACUUCGCAGAGUGUCCGAUGUAAAACUAGCCAAGUUGACAAUGUUACCAAUGCUUGACUCACCUCUAUUUUAAACCUGCUGCUUGAUGCCUCAAAUAAAGUUUUGUGUGAGGAAAA
This is a messenger RNA of Ochotona curzoniae (black-lipped pika), 751 nucleotides long. RefSeq names its product G protein subunit gamma 11 (gene GNG11). Gene Ontology annotation, cellular component: heterotrimeric G-protein complex. Gene Ontology annotation, molecular function: G-protein beta-subunit binding. The coding region runs from base 252 to 473 and encodes 73 amino acids. The transcript is spliced from 2 exons. NCBI's taxonomy places the organism in Eukaryota, Metazoa, Chordata, Mammalia, Lagomorpha, Ochotonidae. Gene Ontology annotation, biological process: G protein-coupled receptor signaling pathway. The record is from RefSeq and is a predicted model, not a curated record.